Molecule: messenger RNA, 1101 nt
Organism: Saccharomycopsis crataegensis
Lineage: Eukaryota; Fungi; Ascomycota; Saccharomycetes; Ascoideales; Saccharomycopsidaceae
Exons: 1
Coding region: 1-1101 (366 amino acids)
Biological process (GO): carbohydrate metabolic process
Cellular component (GO): extracellular region
Molecular function (GO): chitinase activity
Source: RefSeq, a predicted model, not a curated record
AUGUACCUCAACAUAUUGUUAUUCCUCCUUCUAUGGUUCAACAGACUAUCGCCGGUUUCAGGGAAGUACACCACCGAUGGCCCUAACAUCGCAGUAUACUGGGGCCAAGGAGCUUAUCAGAAAAGUUUGGGAGCGUAUUGUAAAACCCAAGACGUGGAUAUCAUCGUACUAUCAUUCAUCAAUGAUUUUUCAAUCAAGGGGGUUUCUUACAACUUUGGCAACGGGUGUGAUGCUUCAUCCGUUGAUGGAACAUGUGAGGAAAUGGCCCAUGAUAUUAAAGUUUGCCAGGAGUUGGGGGUAAAAGUCAUUAUCUCAAUUGGUGGUCAGAACGGAGAAUACGGGAUUUCUAGUACCGUGGAUGCGAAAUUGUUGGCUAACCAGUUCCAUGAUAUGUUGGGAGAUCCUGAUGGGACAAUCUUCCCCGGGGUGAUGAUAGAUGGAGUUGAUUUAGAUAUUGAAAAGGGACGACAUGGAGGGUUUGUGGAUUUCGUCCAAGAAAUCAAAAGACUAUUCGCCCCAGGUUUUUUGGUCACCGCGGCUCCUCAGUGCGUGUUUCCUGAUAAGAACAUUGGUGAUGCGAUUAGAUUAGCGGAUAUCGAUUUAUUGUUUGUGCAAUUUUAUAAUAAUUAUUGUAACGUUGACCAACAGUUCAAUUUCCAAACCUGGUCCCAGGCAGUACUGGAGGUAUUUGCCAAUAAACGCAUGAAAGUUUACGUGGGGUUGCCGGGGUCCACGGAGGCAGCGGGGUCAGGAUACGUCAAUUUGACCCAGUUACUGACUCUCACUACUGAAGCGAGGAAUGAUCAUAGAUUUGGCGGGUUUUCGGUGUGGGAUGCCAAGCGAGGGUUCGAGAAUAUCGUCGAUGAUUCAAAUGGUAAUGGUAAUCGAAGCUACAUAUCUGGAUUGAGAAGGAUUUUACAUAAUUCAUCCACGAAUAUUUCGGUAAUUGAUGGCAAUAUAAAAUCGCCAGCCACUACUGCUAUUGCUACUACUACUACAACAAUAACACCACUAUUGACUACGGAUGGUCAGCAAGAAGACCAUGUGGUAUUGUUCUCCUCGAAGUUGACCAAUCAAGGGUUGCAGCUUAUAGUACAAUAA